GUGUGUUGUGUGAGUUAGUUUCCGCCGCCGGGACAGAGGCGCCGGCCGGGCUGGGCCGGGCUCGGGGAAGCGCCGCACGGUCAAAGUUGUUUUGCCAGUUGCUGCGGCCGGGUCGGUCUCCCGACCGAAGGGUGAGAAAGUACCGGCGACAGAAGGACGAGCUGCGGCCCGGGGAGCGGGGCAUGCGGGGCUGGGAAUCCGGGCUCUGAGCCGUCGAUCCCCGCCAGGGAAGUGCCGGGGGGUCCUGACGGAGCCAUGGAUCCCGGGCAGCCUCAAGCGCAGCAGCCGCCGCAGGCAGCGCAGCCCCCGGCCCCGCAGCAGCAGCAGCAGCCGCCGCAGCCCCCGGGCGCGGUGUCGGGGGCCUCGGCCGGCGCGGCGCAGCCCCCGGGCGCGGGGCCCCCUCCGGCGGGGCACCAGAUCGUCCAUGUGCGGGGCGACUCGGAGACCGACUUGGAGGCGCUGUUCAACGCCGUGAUGAACCCCAAGGGCGCCAACGUGCCGCACACGCUGCCCAUGCGGCUGCGGAAACUGCCCGACUCCUUCUUCAAGCCGCCCGAGCCCAAGGCCCACUCCCGCCAGGCUAGCACUGAUGCAGGGACAGCAGGAGCCCUAACCCCACAGCAUGUCCGAGCUCAUUCCUCUCCAGCAUCACUGCAGCUGGGAGCUGUUUCUCCAGGGACGCUUACACCCUCUGGAGUAGUGACUGGACCUGGAGCUCCAUCUUCUCAACAUCUGCGCCAGUCUUCAUUUGAGAUCCCUGAUGAUGUACCUUUGCCACCAGGCUGGGAGAUGGCUAAGACACCAUCUGGACAGAGAUACUUUCUUAAUCAUAUUGAUCAAACAACAACAUGGCAAGAUCCUAGGAAGGCCAUGCUCUCCCAGAUGAAUGUUACAGCUCCCACUAGUCCUUCCGUGCAGCAGAACAUCAUGAACUCAGCAUCGGGCCCACUCCCCGAUGGAUGGGAACAAGCUAUGACCCAGGAUGGAGAAAUUUACUACAUAAACCAUAAGAACAAGACCACAUCUUGGCUAGACCCAAGGCUUGACCCACGCUUUGCCAUGAAUCAGCGAAUCAGCCAAAGUGCUCCAGUGAAACAGCCACCUCCUCUGGCUCCUCAAAGUCCUCAGGGUGGUGUGAUGGGUGGGAGUAGCUCCAAUCAGCAGCAACAGAUGAGACUUCAGCAGCUACAGAUGGAGAAAGAAAGGCUGAGACUGAAGCAUCAAGAACUGCUUCGGCAGGUGAGGCCACAGGCAUUGCGGAAUAUCAAUCCCAGCACAGCAAAUUCUCCAAAACAUCAGGAAUUGGCUCUCCGUAGCCAGCUUCCAACAAUGGAACAAGACGGUGGAUCGCAAAACCCCGUGUCAUCUCCUGGAAUGUCUCAGGAACUGAGAACAAUGACUACAAAUAGUUCUGAUCCCUUUCUUAACAGUGGAACAUAUCACUCCAGAGAUGAAAGCACAGAUAGUGGACUUAGCAUGAGCAGUUACAGUGUACCCAGAACCCCAGAUGACUUCCUGAACAGUGUUGAUGAGAUGGAUACAGGUGACAGUAUCGGCCAAAGUAACAUACCAUCCCAUCAGAACCGUUUCCCAGACUACCUUGAAGCCAUUCCAGGGACAAAUGUGGACCUUGGGACACUGGAAGGAGAUGGGAUGAAUAUAGAAGGAGAAGAACUGAUGCCAAGUCUGCAAGAGGCUUUGAGCUCUGACAUCCUUAAUGACAUGGAAUCUGUCUUGGCAGCCACCAAGCUAGAUAAAGAGAGUUUUCUUACUUGGUUAUAGGGGCCUCAGGGAGACUGAAUUCUGAAUCUGUGAAGGAUCUAAGGAGAUUAGGACAUCUGUAUCUGAAGUUCAGAACAAGCCAGUGUGGCACACUUUGGCUUGUGUUCAGAAAAAGUAAAUGAACAAAUAUUCAACAAGA
This is a messenger RNA of Pipra filicauda (Wire-tailed manakin), 1921 nucleotides long. It is a transcript of the gene YAP1, whose product is annotated as Yes1 associated transcriptional regulator. Lineage: Eukaryota; Metazoa; Chordata; Aves; Passeriformes; Pipridae. Gene Ontology annotation, biological process: positive regulation of transcription by RNA polymerase II; hippo signaling. The coding region runs from base 256 to 1782 and encodes 508 amino acids. The transcript has 9 exons. The record is from RefSeq and is a predicted model, not a curated record. Gene Ontology annotation, molecular function: transcription coactivator activity; transcription corepressor activity; protein binding. Gene Ontology annotation, cellular component: nucleus; cytoplasm.